AUGUCAGAUUACGCGCUACCUCUUUCAGGGAAGGUUGCCCUUGUGACUGGAGCAUCGAGAGGUAUCGGGGAGGGGAUCGCAAUGGAACUCGCCAGACGAGGAGCCACAAUUCUCAUGACCUACGUAUCCCCAGGCAGCGAGGCCCGCGUGCAUGAGAUCUGCCAAGAAAUACGGAAUCUCCCCAAUAAGCCCGGAGUCCAAGCCGUGCGAAUCGACCUCAGCACGCUGGACGGGGCCCAGAUCCUCGUGUUGGACCUCUUGUCGUGGAGCAACAACAACCUCCAGAUCGACAUUCUCGUCAACAACGCAGGCGUAGAGCGGGUCCAGUCCCUCUCGGAGCUCAAAGUCGAAGACUACGACACGGUCUACAACCUCAACGUGCGGGGUCCCAUCCUCCUGACGAAAGCCAUCUUACCAUACCUGCGCGCCAACGCCCGCGUCAUCAACAUCGGCUCCGUGGGCGCGAGGGCGGCCUUCAAGGAUAUGAGCUUGUACUGCUCGUCGAAGGCCGCGCUCGAGGGCCUGACGCAGUGCUGGGCGGCCGAGCUGGGCGGCGACGGCACGACGGUCAACUGUGUCAACCCGGGCCCCGUGCAGAGCGAGAUGCUAGAUAAUAUCCCCAAGGACAUCGUGGAAAUGCAGAAGGCGAACACGCCGCUGCAGAAUCGGCUGGGGACUGUGGAGGAGGUUGCGAAUGUGGUGGCGGGCUUGGCUGGUAGGGAUGGUGCUUGGAUCACGGGUCAGGUCAUCAGCGCAAGCGGAGGUUGGGCACUGUAUUGA
This is a messenger RNA of Anthostomella pinea, 780 nucleotides long. NCBI's taxonomy places the organism in Eukaryota, Fungi, Ascomycota, Sordariomycetes, Xylariales, Xylariaceae. The record is from the annotation of a GenBank genome assembly.